AUGGAACAUACAUACGGACAUAGCCGUUACUUGUACCCAACGGCUGCAGCUCAUGUUACCAUUCAGUAUAUGGCCAAGGAGAAGUACUUGAUUAUUUGGCAAUGUUGCACUUGUGGCCGUCCUUCGAUACCCGAACCAAACGGAAGUAUCUGUCCGUCGUGUGAACACGCUCAGUGCAGCGACUGCAAAAGGAAGAAACUACAACUUACAUCAUGA
Molecule: messenger RNA, 216 nt
Organism: Alternaria atra
Lineage: Eukaryota; Fungi; Ascomycota; Dothideomycetes; Pleosporales; Pleosporaceae
Exons: 2
Coding region: 1-216 (71 amino acids)
Source: RefSeq, a predicted model, not a curated record